Cryptomeria japonica (Japanese cedar) is the source of this 1817-nucleotide messenger RNA. Its product is annotated as chaperone protein dnaJ 10. The record is from RefSeq and is a predicted model, not a curated record. The transcript is spliced from 10 exons. The coding region runs from base 398 to 1357 and encodes 319 amino acids. NCBI's taxonomy places the organism in Eukaryota, Viridiplantae, Streptophyta, Pinopsida, Cupressales, Cupressaceae.
CCCACGUUCCCUUCCCAUACCUGUCCACCUAACGGAUUCAAUCUUCACCGUUUCCAAAUUUUUCCUGCUGCUCAGUGACGUCAUGCCUUCAGUCUCUCUAUAAUUUACCUCCUCAUCUGCUUUUCAAACUAAUUCGUCAACUGAACAGUUUCAGUUGAUGGCAGCGGCCGAUUCCAGUAAAACCAGCUUUUGCAUUUGGGACAUUCUGCUGGAUGCAUAGUUUUCGCGCCUCCGCCUCCGCUGAAAAUAAUCAAAGGAAAACGCAUUGAAGAAUACAGCCGGAUCAUAGCACUACUUGUCUUUGAAACCCUCAUCCGUACAAAUUAUCUGCAAUCUUUGCUACUCCACGUUGCUGUCUUCAGGCACUUUGUAAAGGAGUCCGCGAAAUUAUUUGACAAUGGUGAAGGAAACAGGGUACUAUGACAUUCUAGGAGUGAAGCCCGAUGCUUCUGCUUCUGAGAUCAAAAAGGCUUAUUAUAUUAAGGCAAGGCAAGUGCACCCAGACAAGAAUCCUAAUGAUUCUCAAGCAGCGCAUAAUUUUCAGAUGCUUGGAGAGGCUUAUCAAGUUCUAAGUGAUCCUCAAAAGCGGGAGGCAUAUGACAAUUAUGGAAAGACAGGUGUAUCAAACGAAGUAAUGCUGGAUCCAGCUGCAGUCUUUGGCAUGCUUUUUGGUAGUGAGUAUUUUGAAGAUUAUGUUGGGAAACUUGCUUUGUCUUCAUUGGCAUCAGUUGAAAUAGCCGAGUCUGGACAAAGCCAUGAUAUCCAAAAAAUUCAGGACAAGAUGAAGGCCUUCCAAAAGGAAAGGGAGGAAAAACUUGUGCAAUUAUUGAAAGAUAGGCUGCUACCCUAUGUUAAUGGUCAAAACCAAGAAUUUGUGGAUUGGGCUAAUUCUGAGGCUCGUCGUCUAUCAACUGCAUCUUUUGGUGAGGCUAUGUUGCACACAAUAGGAUACAUAUAUACAAGGCAAGCUGCAAAAGAGUUAGGAAAGAAUAAAUUUCUCAUUGGUAUGCCUUUUGUUGCGGAGUGGGUACGUGAUAAAGGUCACCACAUUAAAUCUCAAGUUACAGCAGCAUCAGGGGCUGUUUCUUUAUUACAAAUGCAAGGAGGAUUGAAACGAAAGCUGGAAGGUGGUGUCACAGAUGAAGAUGCUUUAUCACAAUAUAUUCUAGAGAAUAAAGAUGUUAUGAUUAAUUCUCUUUGGAAAAUAAAUGUAGUAGACAUUGAAUCGACACUGUCUCAUGUUUGUCAAGCAGUUCUUACUGACACCAGUGUUCCAAAAAACAUACUGAAGGAACGGGCAAUGGCAUUAAAGAAACUGGGAACGGUCUUCCAGGUAGGUGAGCGUCUAACAUCAUGAAGGCACCAAGAUCUGGUAACCCCUCCAAGCUUUGAAUUUACAUCUGGCAGAGACAACAAGCAUCGAUUCACUUCCACCGCUUCUUAGUGAUUGUCUGAUUUUCCAAAACAGCUAUAAAUAUUUUCCACCUCAAACACUCAGAUAUGUAGUUUCUGUAGGCACUGAUGUAAUCUUAAUUGAAAAGGUCUCUUGUAGUUGGCUUGUAACUUUGUUCUCUAGACUUUCACAGUUGUAUUUGUUUAGAAUAUAAUAGUUUUAAUAGAGCAUUUCUGAGGGACGUUAGAAAUAAGAGAUCUUUUUUUAACAUAUGAUAUGGGGCAUCUCCAAAAGUGCAUGUGUAUUGUUUGUUUGGGAUUGGGUAGGAUAGAAUGGUGUGCCUUAUUAAGUGUAGUUUAUUGGCUUAUGUAAAAGAUAUAAUUUAUGUAACAAGGGUAAUUUAUGUUUUCUAUGCUUAUGCUUA